AUGUCGGAGUCGGACGAGGAAAUCUCGUUAUCGGCCAAUGCAUUAGCUGCUUUGCAAGAAUUUCAACUUGAGGAACAUCAAAGGCAAGAGGAAUUUCAAAAAUUGUAUGAAGAAGCUGAUCGCAAAUUCCUAAUCGGAAAAGACCAAACUGGAAUGGAGUUGUUUGAGGAAGAUUGGCAACUUUCACAGUUUUGGUACACCGAAAAGACGGCCUCUUUGCUUGCCGACGCACUACUUCAGGGAGCAGAUGAAAACACAGUUGUGGCGGUUGUCAGUGCACCUUCUGUAUAUGCAGCAAUUUUGAAGAAAUAUGGUGAUAAGCUUCCUACACAACAUAUCUAUCUCUUCGAGUAUGAUAAAAGAUUUGAAUUGAUGGCAGGGAAAGAUAAAUUCUUCUUCUACGAUUACUCUAAGCCACUGGAGUUCGAGAACACUCUAAAGGGAAAGGUUGACAGGCUAUUGAUAGAUCCUCCUUUUUUGAACCGCCACUGCCAGGAAAACUCUUCAAUCGCCGCCAAGGCAUUAUUGGCGCCAGACGUUGGUGCAAAGACUUCAUUUGGUGUUGAGAAGCAUCGCAUGAUGUCUUGCACUGGAGAAAGAAUGGAAUCAAUUAUUGCUGAAAUUUACCCUUCUACUAAAAUGACAACAUUCAUGCCUGAACAUGCAAAUGGACUAAGUAACGAGUUUCGAUGCUAUGCGGACUUCGAAUGGGAUGAGUGGACAUUUCGGUUAUGA
This is a messenger RNA of Lachancea mirantina, 735 nucleotides long. NCBI's taxonomy places the organism in Eukaryota, Fungi, Ascomycota, Saccharomycetes, Saccharomycetales, Saccharomycetaceae. The record is from the annotation of a GenBank genome assembly.